CUCCUCCACUCUCUCACAGCUCUCAACCCAACCCCAGCUGCUCCAUCAAUACUUCCAACCACAAACAAUCUCUCCACAACACUCCACCACACUCCAUCACACUUCACAACACCACCGCCACCAUGCAGAUCUUCGUAAAGACGUUGACUGGCAAGACGAUUACGUUGGAGGUGGAAUCUUCAGACACCAUCGACAACGUCAAGAGCAAGAUCCAGGACAAGGAGGGCAUUCCCCCGGACCAGCAGCGCCUGAUUUUCGCGGGAAAACAGCUCGAAGAUGGUCGCACUCUAUCAGACUACAACAUCCAGAAGGAGUCGACGCUUCAUCUCGUCCUCCGCCUCCGUGGAGGUAUGCAGAUCUUCGUCAAGACGUUGACUGGCAAAACUAUUACAUUGGAGGUGGAAUCUUCAGACACUAUCGACAACGUCAAGUCCAAGAUCCAGGACAAGGAGGGCAUCCCUCCCGAUCAGCAGCGCUUGAUCUUCGCCGGCAAGCAGCUUGAAGAUGGCCGCACCUUGUCCGACUACAACAUCCAGAAGGAGUCGACUCUCCACCUCGUCCUCCGCCUCCGCGGUGGCAUGCAGAUCUUCGUCAAGACGUUGACUGGUAAAACUAUUACAUUGGAGGUGGAAUCUUCAGACACUAUCGACAACGUCAAGAGCAAGAUCCAGGACAAGGAGGGUAUCCCUCCGGACCAGCAGCGUCUCAUCUUCGCCGGCAAGCAACUCGAGGACGGCCGGACGCUCUCGGACUACAACAUUCAGAAGGAGUCUACACUGCACUUGGUGCUCCGUCUGCGUGGCGGUCAGUAGGGUAUUGACGGAUACUGGGAUAUGGUGGGCGAGGAUAUGAAUGGGUGAUUACUCGGCAUGAGGCCCAAGGGUCUCGGAUGGCUUGUAUUUAAUGCUCGACAUGAAUGACAUGCUCUGGCAUGGCCAGAAGUAGUUCAACAUCUUGACACA
This is a messenger RNA of Pyrenophora tritici-repentis Pt-1C-BFP, 962 nucleotides long. RefSeq names its product ubiquitin multi-domain protein. Gene Ontology annotation, molecular function: ubiquitin protein ligase binding; protein tag activity. Gene Ontology annotation, cellular component: nucleus; cytoplasm. Gene Ontology annotation, biological process: modification-dependent protein catabolic process; protein ubiquitination. NCBI's taxonomy places the organism in Eukaryota, Fungi, Ascomycota, Dothideomycetes, Pleosporales, Pleosporaceae. The record is from RefSeq and is a predicted model, not a curated record.